Molecule: messenger RNA, 1571 nt
Organism: Oryza brachyantha (malo sina)
Lineage: Eukaryota; Viridiplantae; Streptophyta; Magnoliopsida; Poales; Poaceae
Product: transcription factor LRL1-like
Exons: 10
Coding region: 135-1568 (477 amino acids)
Biological process (GO): regulation of transcription by RNA polymerase II
Cellular component (GO): nucleus
Molecular function (GO): RNA polymerase II cis-regulatory region sequence-specific DNA binding; protein dimerization activity; DNA-binding transcription factor activity, RNA polymerase II-specific
Source: RefSeq, a predicted model, not a curated record
GCCUCCGCCCAGCGCGAGCGUCUCCUCCUCCGGUGGCCGGCUUUUGGUGCGCGGCGUUGGCGGCGCCGCUCUCCUUGUCGGGUUGACAAUUUUCAGCACCAGAGAGAGUACAGCCUUUGCUAUUGGGUGCUAGCAUGGACUACUCUAAUGGUUACAUGUGGUCUGACAAUUCAGCUUCUGAAAACUAUAGUUUUGUUGACGGUUCAGCAGAACCAUAUGCAGAAGAAGGAAGCCUACAACCUUCAGGCUAUUUUAUGGGAACGGGAUCAGAUCGCAGUCUCAAAAUCACAGAGCAUGAAAGGAUCCCCACUAUGCUUGCCAAUGGAUGCUUGCCAUACAACACCCAGGCUCAUGCAUUAUCUAGCCAUGUUCUAUCUAAGGAUGAGCUCCCUAACAAUCUUCUGGAGCUUCGACAGUUACAGAACAACAGCAAUCUGCAAGGCAAUUCAAUUCCGCCAAGAGUUCUCCAGUGCAAUUCGACACCUGGAUUAUUUGAUGCAAAACUGGAUACACCUGGUCUUGCAGAACUGCCACAUGCUUUGUCCAGUUCAAUUGAUAGCAAUGGUAGUGAAAUUUCUACUUUUCUUGCUGAUGUGCAUACUGUUUCUUCGGCGCCGACUUUGUGUUCAACAUUCCAAAAUGUUUCCUCCUUCAUGGAACCAGUAAACCUAGAAGCUUUCGGUUUUCAAGGGACACACAAUACUGCUAUGUUGAACAAAACAAGCCAUCCAAAUGGGAGUCCCUCUCUGUUUGAUAAUGCUGCCAUGACAUCACUACAUGAUAGCAAAGAGUUUAUCAAUGGUGGUUCUAUCUCCUCGUUUGGUACUGUCCUGCAAGCUUUAGGAGCUGGUGGGUUGAAGGCUCAACAACAGGAGCAAAAUGUCCGGAAUAUACCUCUCCCUACUUUCACAUCUGGUAGCCGUUUGGCAGUCACCGAUGCACAAGGGCCACCACUCCCUUCAUCAAAGAUACCACCAUUGAUCCAUGACCAUAAAAGUGAGUACCCUAUUAACCAUUCUUCUGAUGUGGAACCCCAAUCAAAUUCAGCUCCUGGAAAUAGUGCUAGUGUGAAGCCACGUACAAGGGCUCGCCGUGGACAAGCAACUGAUCCUCAUAGUAUUGCUGAACGGCUUCGUAGGGAAAAAAUUUCAGAAAGGAUGAAAAAUCUCCAAGACCUUGUCCCAAACUCCAAUAAGGCAGACAAGUCAUCAAUGCUAGAUGAAAUAAUUGAUUAUGUGAAAUUUCUUCAGCUUCAAGUCAAGGUGUUGAGCAUGAGCAGGCUAGGAGCUCCUGGGGCAGUUCUUCCCCUUCUCAGGGAAUCUCAAACCGAGUGCCACAAUAAUCCAUCUCUGUCAGCUUCAACCAUUUCACAAGGACUACCAGAAAUGACAGACUCAGAAGAUAGCUCUGCCUUUGAGCAAGAGGUAGUGAAGCUGAUGGAAACAAGCAUCACCAGCGCAAUGCAGUAUCUUCAGAACAAGGGCCUCUGCCUGAUGCCUAUUGCUCUUGCUUCGGCCAUAUCCAACCAGAAAGGCAUGGCUGCUGCUGCAAUCCCCCCUGAAAAAUGAAAA